This is a messenger RNA of Pyrenophora tritici-repentis Pt-1C-BFP, 1092 nucleotides long. Its product is annotated as PhyH multi-domain protein. The record is from RefSeq and is a predicted model, not a curated record. Lineage: Eukaryota; Fungi; Ascomycota; Dothideomycetes; Pleosporales; Pleosporaceae.
GACACUACUCCACACUUGCAAACAUCACCAGCACCACUACAGUAUUCUUAUACCCUACUACCGCUACUACUACUUUGUCUAUUCCGGCCCCAACUGAGCUCUUUCACAAUGGCGCCCUUCCUUGACGACAACGAGAGCGAGAGCGUCCAGCAGCCAUAUGGCGACUGGCGCGACGAUUUCUACAAAAAUGGAUACGUCGUCAUCAAGAACGUAGUGCCUCGUGACAGGGCACUGAAGUACAGAAAUAAGAUGAUGGACUGGCUGGGCACCUUUCCCAAUGACUUCGACAUCAAGAAUCCAGAGACCUGGACCAAGGAGAACCUUCCCCAAAGCUUCAAGAACGGUAUGUACUUGAACUACUGCGCGGCACAUGAGAAAUAUGUCUGGGAGGCUAGGCAAGAACCUGGUGUUCUGGCCGCCUUUGAGAAGCUCUGGAACACACCUGAGCUUAUUGUCUCAUAUGACACUAUCAACCUGACUUUGCCCAAUGCUGGCAAGAUGGCUGGCUCCAAGCCAUGGCCACACGUCGACCAGGCCCCCGAGCGCAAGGGCCUUUCAUGUGUUCAGGGCAUAAUCAACCUCUCUGAAGCCGGCCCGAAGGAUGGAGGCCUUGUAGUAAUGGAAGGCAGUGCUAAGCUGUUCGACCAAUUCUUCAGGGAGCAUCCCCCCGACAGAACCAAGGGUCCCUUGGCUGCUCUCCACUACGACUUCUACCCCUUCCAAGACUCAGACGUCAAGUGGUACGAGGACCAUGGCUGCAAGCUUGUCAAGGUCUGUGCUGAGCCCGGUGACCUUAUCCUCUGGGAUUCGCGACAGAUGCACUACGCCGUCUACCCCGAGACCGACAACAUCCGCACAAUCAUCUACGCUUGCUACACACCAGCAUCCAUGGCGACCAAGGAAGACUUGGAGAAGAAGAAGGAGAUUUUUGAGAAAUGGGAAGCGACAACACAUUGGCCACACAUCAACAUCCACUCGCAAGGAAAGGCAAUGAUUGAUGGCAAGAUUGACCCAUGGGAGCGGACUGAGCCUCUGGAGAAGCCAGAGUUGACCGACAAGCUGCUCAAGCUUGCAGGUGUCAAGCCGUACUGA